Molecule: messenger RNA, 878 nt
Organism: Dentiscutata erythropus
Lineage: Eukaryota; Fungi; Glomeromycota; Glomeromycetes; Diversisporales; Gigasporaceae
Source: the annotation of a GenBank genome assembly
AUGGAAGAACUAAGAAAACAAGAAAAAAAUUUUAAUAAUGUUGAAAUUAAAGGCUUUGGAAUAUUAUCGACACACGUAUUAUAUCAUACAAUCAUAAAUGCGUUAAAGAUAAUAGCCUUAAUUUUUUACAUAAUUCUUUGGACAUACCAAGCAGCUAACAGGCAAUUCGAAGUUACAAAUGACUCCAAUGACUAUAAUGAGAGAAUACUUAUGGGUGCGGGGUUCAUUUUGUCAAUUUGUUUUCUUUUCGCCGAAGUUGCAUUUAUUUUCAUAAUUAUUAAGUCAAAGAGAUUUUAUUUGGCGAAAAGACGCGAGUUAUUAGCCUUUUUGAUAUUUUUGAUGUAUUCAGCUCUUUCGUUGGCUUUGAAUAUUUUUGUUGGUAUUGAAUUCUUAAUUUGGGACGAAUAUUCAGUUAUGAUCGUAUUGUUAUGGAUCAUACCUAUACUCUCAUUAAUAGAAUUCAUUACAUGUAGACCAAAAUGGUUUAAAUUUGGGGAAGUUACGAUAGAUAUUAUUUUUAAAUCUUUUAAAACAAUAGUUAUUUUUCUUUAUAUAGCAAUUUAUAUCAUUCAAAUAACUCGAAUUGAUGAUCCACGUAGUAUCUCUUCAUAUUAUAAGACGAAUCUUUUAAUUGUCUUUAUCACAGGCCCGGUUAAUUUAUUAAUAGAAUUUUCCUUUACAAUUCAUUCGUUGUUCCAAGACUUACAGCAACAGAAUAUUAUUCAUAGAAUUUUUCUUAUAAUAUUUUUUACAACUUAUUGUAGUAUAGCUUUUUCAAAUAACUACUUUUUACUUAAUAACGUUUAUUCUAUUACUGAUGGUUUAAUUUGGGUUAUUGCGGCUUUUUGUUUUUCGGAAAUCGUGAUAAAAGAAAUUAG